AUGGUUCAGUAUAGCCUUCACUGCAAUUCAUACGAGAUGUUCUUCCUUUGUGUUGCACUAAUACCUCUCCUCUUCAUCUUCAUAGCGCACUUGUUCCGCAAAAAAUCAGGUGGCUUGACUCUUUAUCCUAUACUUGGCUUUCUCCCCACCUUGAUAAAAAAUCGUCACAGGUUUCAUGACUGGGUUGUAGACAUACUCCUUACUUCUCCCUCCGCUACAGUCAAUUACCACCGCCCAGUAGGAAUAAUAGGGCUUCUCACUGCCGACCCUGCAAAUGUGGAGCACAUCCUCAAAACGAGAUUUGAAAACUAUGAAAAAUCACCCCGCUUGAAGUUUAUUGUGCGGGAUUUCUUGGGCAGCGGAAUCUUCAAUGCGGACGGAGAGCUGUGGAAGAUGCAGAGGAAGGCCGCCAGCUAUGAAUUCAAUACAAAGUCACUCAGAAAUUUCGUCGUCGAGACGGUGCAGUCGGAGAUUACAGAUCGCCUCAUGCCCAUCCUUUCCAAUGUCUCCAACAAAGGAGUGUCUGUAAAUUUGCAGGAUGUUCUGCAGAGAUUUGCCUUUGAUAAUAUUUGCAGAGUUGCCUUCGGAGUGGAUCCUGCGUAUCUACAUCCUUCUCUUUCUCAGCUCGCCUUUGCCCGAGCUUUUGACGAUGCAACGGAAUUAAGCUUUGGGAGGAUCUUUUACAGCGUGCCCUUUGCCUGGCAAAUUAAAAAGAUGCUCAAUAUUGGCUCUGAAAAGCGUCUGCGAGAAGCGAUUAGUGUGGUGGACGAAUUUGCACUGGGUAUUAUUCAAUCCAGAAGGAAGGAGAUUGCGGAGAUUCAAAGUAAGAAAAGUGGUCUGCUCAGAGAUGACCUUCUUUCCAGAUUCAUGACAACCUUUGGAACGGAUGUUUCAGUUGAGAUUGAAGAGAAAGCUGUCCUGACUAACAAAUCUGAUUUGUUUCUGAGAGAUAUGAUUGUUAAUUUUAUGUUGGCAGGCAGAGAUACAUCAUCUACUUCUCUGACUUGGUUCUUCUGGGUGUUGUCUUCUCAUCCCACAGUGGAACAAGCCAUUCGCUGUGAAAUUAUGGAGAUCUUAGCAAAAAGAAAAGAGUGCACUAACAUGGACGAAGAAUAUGAUAAGUGGAUUGUUUUUAGCUACGAAGAAUUGAGAGAUAUGCAAUACUUGCAUGCAGUUGUGUGUGAGUCUCUGCGCUUGUAUCCUCCUGUGCCCAUCAAUGCCAAAACUGCUGUCCAAGAUGAUGUUUUACCAGACGGUCGAUUUGUGGGUAAAGGAUGGGGUGUUGACUACAGUAUAUACGCAAUGGGAAGGAUGAAAAGCAUUUGGGGUGAGGACUGCGAGGAGUUUAAGCCGGAAAGAUGGUUGAAAAAUGGGGAAUUUGUGGGAGAAAAUGCUUACAAGUUUGCAGCCUUCAACGCUGGGCCUCGGAUAUGUAUGGGAAAAGAGAUGGCGUUUAUUCAGAUGAAAUCAGUCGUGGCUUCUAUUGUCCAUAGCUUUAGUGUGAAGGUGGAAGAAGGAUUUGUUGCGAUGUACACACUUGACUUCAAUAUGCGCAUGAAAGGAGGACUACCAGUAAUCCUUACAAAAAGAUGUAAUUAACUUUGUGCAGAUGACAUUGUUUACCAUUUUGUUAUGGUCUUGAA
This is a messenger RNA of Cryptomeria japonica (Japanese cedar), 1643 nucleotides long. Its product is annotated as cytochrome P450 94A2. NCBI's taxonomy places the organism in Eukaryota, Viridiplantae, Streptophyta, Pinopsida, Cupressales, Cupressaceae. The coding region runs from base 1 to 1599 and encodes 532 amino acids. Gene Ontology annotation, molecular function: oxidoreductase activity, acting on paired donors, with incorporation or reduction of molecular oxygen; heme binding; monooxygenase activity. The transcript has a single exon. The record is from RefSeq and is a predicted model, not a curated record.